Molecule: messenger RNA, 2006 nt
Organism: Aedes albopictus (Asian tiger mosquito)
Lineage: Eukaryota; Metazoa; Arthropoda; Insecta; Diptera; Culicidae
Exons: 4
Coding region: 300-1307 (335 amino acids)
Source: RefSeq, a predicted model, not a curated record
UUUCUGAAUUUAAGUGUGUAAGUAGCAUUUUUAAAAUGAAUAAAUAAAAUCGGCUCAUAAAAUAUACUAUAAUGCACAAUCAACCAAUUAACGUUUGAGCAGUGCUGUAUUUACUAAAAAUUAGCUCAAUCGAUUAAACAUCAAACAUUUUUAUUUUGGAUACAGGACCGUUCAUAUGUCGCCCUUUUCACAGAUUGCUCCAGCAUUUUGAAAGCUAACAACAAACGUUUCCUUCCAUCACUCGGCGGUGCAAAAAGUCGCGUCUUUAAAUACAAAUCUGGUAAAUUUAAACGAAAAUCAUGGUGAAAACACGAAAAACCGCUCAGCGCAAGCGUGAACAAAAAGCAGCGAAUGCUGCAAACAUGGAUUUCCUGGAAAAACAAGCAGCAGAGCCCCAACCAGGUCCAGCGAAUAAAAAACAACGACCUGAGGAGCUGGAGCAAAUGCUUAUCAAAUGGCAGCCAAUGGACUUGAGCUUUGAAACAUCUGCCAUGAAAUCACCCAUUCCGGAGCAGGAAGGGCCUACAGCAGAACAGGAUGAAGAUGAAAGUAGCGAUGACGAGUUCGAUCCGCUGGAUGUCAAGCAGAUGCAUGUGGAUGACGAUACACUGCAGGAGACGGAAACGGUCGGAGUCGUCGGAGCGCUGAAUAGCGUACCUCAAAACGUCAGCGAAACACACGAAGGAAUUUCUAAAACCCUCCGAAACAUGCACGAACAGUGCGAGACCAGGAUCGCAACGCUGGAAAAACGGAAUUCUUAUCUGACCGCCGAAAACACCCGAUUGAUGGACACCAACAAGAAGUUGACCGAUCAAAACUGGAAGCUGCAGUGUAAGCUGGUGCAGGAUAACAACAAGAAAACCUUCUUCACAGUGGACACUGUAGACAAGACAGGAUAUCCGACUCCAGAAUGGUUGUUGAAGGCUUCACAGGUUGCGAAGGAUAGUGACUACCUUUUUAUCAAAGAGUUGAUGAUGUAUUUGUGGCCAAAAGGAGUCGGUCGAGGCACAACAUCAGGUCGCGUAUCGAACAAUCCGGGUGGCAAAAAGAAACAGGAUGGCAACACAGCAACGGAACCCACGGUUGGACCCUCAUCCGUCUCAGCGACUACACCUACAGCAAAUGCAAACGAUACAUCAGCCAAACUGGAUCCCAGUAAAGUUAAAUUCAUCAAAGACUGCUUGUUGCAACGACGAGAGAUUCUGGGGGAUGAAUACGGCCUUGCAAAUGAAUUGGCGAAGAAAGCCACACAGCACAUCAACCGCGUGCUGGCUAAUAAUCCGUUAAUGAAGUCCAUUAGCGGCUGAUCUCUUUUAUUCUUGCUAAUAAUAAUUUGAAUACAUCUACAUCGUAGAUUCUGAAUAAUGUCAAAUGGAUUAAUUUGUUUUUUUUUAAGCAAGAGCAGCAGUGGACGUUUUUAACUAAUGAAUGAAUAAAAUGUUAUGAUUUUAAUGUUCAAAUCGUUUGUUAAUUAUUCAAAUUGGAAGAAUUUUUAUAGGGGUAGAAAUGAAAUUAUAACAAAACUGAUUAAUAACAAGUUCAGGUAUCGAAAACUUUUUUCGCGAAUACUUGAAUGAGUUAUUGAAUGAUUAUUGAAUAACAAACUAAGAACUAACUUUGGUAUUGGUGAUCUGUACCAAAGAUAUUAUUUUUUUGGUAUUGCAAUACCUUGUUUCAUUAUCAACAAGGUAUUCGCAGGACAUAUUUUAGUUAUUAUUUUACACUCUGAAGAAUUUUCACGUCCGAUUUACGUGAAAAGAUAGGUAGUUUUCAUCCACCAUAUUUUUCACGUAGCCUUCACCGGAAUUUCAGGUAGCUGGAAAAUUUGUGUUUCGAUAAUCGACGUGAUGAGUCAGGUAAAUUUGACAUGCAUUUUACGUAUCGUUUACGUGAAAUGUGGGUGAGUGCCACUGGAAUUUCAGGUAACUUUUACGUGAAAACAUGAUUAGUUCUACAUGAAUUUCACGUAAUUUAUACAUGAUUUUGGAAUAAAAACUAAAGCAGCC